GUACUAGAGAAAUAUUCUAUUCUCGCACUUCCCAGUUCUCAGGAUCCCUUCCCUGUUCAUUUACUACCUAUUGUAGUUUGGUCCCUCUAACUGACUCACAUGAAUUGAUUGGAGAUAAUGGCGUUCUUUAUACUUGGACAUGAAUAUUGACUGUCGAUUGCUUUUUUGUUGAUAGUCAUAUAGAUCUAGAUCUAUCUAUAGGCAUAGAAAUCUACGUUUUUUACAUUGUCACAAGUUAAACAAGUCCAAGCACAAUCAAAUCACGAUACAAUGACAAUCGUCAUCGACGAUGACAUCGUUUGUUGAUUGAAUUUUGAUUGAUUUGAUCUUGUUUGAAGAGUAGAUUUCCUCCCUGCUAGGUUUCUAGAUCUAGAUCUACAAAGAAAGAAGGUUACUCCAAGUGUCCAGUUCCAGCGACAAGCCAUGGAGGCCUCAUUUGAUUUCGACCUUGGUGCCAUCAGCAUUAUGGGCUUCACUAUCAUUGAUAUCAUUAGCAUUGGCUCCCAGGCCGCUAUGGUUCUGGGAGGUGUGGUGCCUUUCAUCCCGCAGUAUAUUGACAUCUGGAAGACUAGGAACGCAGAGGGUUUCUCUCUCUUUGUUUGCUUGGCGCUGCUCAUUGCAAACAUUCUUAGAAUAAUGUUUUGGUUUGGCAAACACUUCGAGCUGCCUCUGUUGGCCCAGAGCAUCAUCAUGAUAGUGACCAUGCUGGUGCUGGUGCAGCUGUGUGUGGAUGUCCGCAGCAAGACGGAGAUCAUUGCUUCCAAACCACGCAGAUUUUCAGGCUCUAAUGGGCUGAAUGGUCCUCAUGUAGAUGCUCAAUCCCAUUCCUUCUUUGACCUGGACCCCGCCUACUUCUGGCGCUGGACGGACUUCCUGAGCUACCUGGAGUUUGUGGCAGCGUUCUCCCUGGUGGUGGGUCUGCUCACGUUCCUGCUCAUCAACAACCAGGUGUACAUCGAGUUCCUGGGCUUCAUGGCCGUCUUCACCGAGGCCAUGCUCGGCGCCCCGCAGUUCUUGAGGAACUUCCAGAACAAGUCAACGGCCGGCAUGAGGUAUUCAUCUAUCGGAACAACGCCGCCGUGUUAGAGCGCACCAGCAAGUCGGCCAUCAGCUGAUUGGGCUCUCCGUCAUCUUUCGCCGCCAGAGCCUGCUGUGACAUCAUCGUGGUCGACCUGCAUCUACACGCUAAAUCCUACCAGUGCAGUUUUACAGUCUGUGAAAACAUUAAAUUUACUAAAAUGUUUCUUUAGUUUUUACAUCAUUUUUUGUUGUAGAUCUUUUUCUUUUUCUUCUUCUUCUUUUUUCUUUCUUUUACGUACUAGAAAUGGUAAUGCCUUAUUUUUUUGGGGCUGUUUUUCUUGAUUUUUUAAAAUAUUGACUAUUGAGAAUGCAUAUUUAGUAGAAAGUUUUGAUGAAUAAUUAUAGGUUGUUCACUUUCAUUUGCCUGCGUUAAAAAAAAUCUAGCUAAUUUAUUAAUUUACCUAUGCCCACGAAACUUUGCAUGCCACUUCUGCAGGCCAGUGACCUAAAACAAAA
Aplysia californica (California sea hare) is the source of this 1536-nucleotide messenger RNA. Its product is annotated as solute carrier family 66 member 2. The record is from RefSeq and is a predicted model, not a curated record. Gene Ontology annotation, biological process: phospholipid translocation; retrograde transport, endosome to Golgi. Gene Ontology annotation, cellular component: trans-Golgi network; endosome. Lineage: Eukaryota; Metazoa; Mollusca; Gastropoda; Aplysiida; Aplysiidae.